Messenger RNA from Arabidopsis thaliana (thale cress), 393 nucleotides. It is a transcript of the gene LCR49, whose product is annotated as low-molecular-weight cysteine-rich 49. The coding region runs from base 37 to 279 and encodes 80 amino acids. The transcript has 2 exons. Gene Ontology annotation, cellular component: extracellular region. The record is from RefSeq and is marked reviewed. Lineage: Eukaryota; Viridiplantae; Streptophyta; Magnoliopsida; Brassicales; Brassicaceae.
ACAGACCAUUUUUCUUCAAUAGACUUAAAAAUAAUAAUGGGUUUCACAAAAAUCGUAGUGACUUUCUUUCUUGUAGUUAUGUUGGCUGUUUCGUCGUCCUCCCAAAACGCUAUGGCAUCAGAGAUCAAAGCAAAGAUCAAUGGACUAGAAUGCUUUAAUACAUGUACGCCUUAUUAUGAUGAUUAUAAAUGCAAUGUGGACUGCCUAUCAUCGGGCUACCCGGCAGGAGAUUGUCAUAUCGUGUCUCCUUCUCAACCUAAAAAAUGUUGUUGUUAUUAAUUAAAAUUGAUGAUCCGGUAAUUUCCUUAUGUUUUUCCUUAUAACUAUGAGAAGCAUGUGGUUAAUUUCUCUUGUAAUAAAAAUUCCAUGAAAAUAAAAGCCAUCUUUCAAAUA